UGGAUGUUACUGCUGUCCUUGUAUCAAUAUGUCUAAUUCUCUGGGUUUUCUUCUAAUUCUUACUCUCAUAACAGGAGCUGAAAGUAUUACCACUAUCAGCAAGGUUGCUGUAAAGGUUGGAACUUCCAUAUCUAUCCCCUGUCUUUAUCAACCAAAAUACAGAGGCCAUGUGAAAUAUUUAUGUAAAGGAUAUUAUUUCAGUUCCUGCCAAUAUGCAAUUAAAACACAUUCACCAGAAAACCAAGAGUAUUCGAUUUCUGAUGACAAAAGUCAAAACAUUUUCAAUGUAACCAUAAAAGAGUCGACGGCUGAAGGUUCUUAUUACUGGUGCGCCGUGGAGAUUGAUAAUGGGGGAGAUGUCCGGAAGUAUUUUCACCUGUCAUUCACCAGAGACAAAUCCAGUCUAUAUGUGACUGAUCAGAUGGUGACAGGAUUUAUUGGAGAAAACACAACCAUAACCUGCUACUACAGAGCCAAAGGAAACAUUGAUUGGUGUAAACUGGGCAGGACAUGUAUCAAAGAUGGAUUAAUAGAUGGAAUAACAGUAAACACUGACAAGAAGAAAGAUUCAUUCAGUGUGACCAUGAGUGGACUGAGAGCAGGGAACAGUGGUUGGUAUUACUGUGUCAAUGGAGACCUUCAGAUGCCAAUUUAUCUGACUGUGACCAUCAGACCCACUGUCGAAUCGACUACAGUUACAGCAGCAACAGAAUCUGCUACAAUAGAAGACCAGAAAGAAGACCAGAAAACCAAAGAAGACAGAACUUUUCCUGCACUACUGAGCCUCAUCAUCCCUCUGGUUUCAUUGAUUUUGGUUGCUAUUGUGGCGUUAUUAGUACUGUUUAGAACCAAACGUGCCAAAAUUCAAGAUUCAAGUGGCAGCUCCAACUUGAAGGAAGGGGAGGUUACGUAUUCAGAAGUCAGUUUCAAGAAAAAUCAGGCAUUACCUGUUGAAAGCGAUGGAGAUGUGACCUACAGCUCUGUUGUUAUUAAAAAGCCACAGGGUGGAAAAAGGGCUAAAGCAAAGGACGACAAUGAGACACACAGUCACCACAAGCAAAAUGUUUAAAUCAAUCGGUUUUUAAAUGUUUUUCCGUUACAUGACUAAGGUUUAGACAACUGUGUUGUAAGGGUCUCUUUUCAAGUGUGCAACAACGUAAUGGUUUAUUGUUUGACAUUAUUUUAAAAAAAGCACUUGAUCAUAUCUUUUUUAGAUUAAGUAUACGCAUUCAACUGAUUAUGGAACAACUUUAACCUCUUUAACAGCUUCAGAGCAUAUUGAAUGCUUAUUGUUCCUCUUGAAUGCAAAUGAUUUAAAUGUUUAUAUUGUCAUUAUUUUGUUUGAAUCCUAAAAAAAUUUGCUAAAAUAUUUUACUUUAUUGGGAUCUAUGUAAACGCAGAAUAUUAAUUGUGUAUACUUCUACUAAAAAGUUUUUUCUUCUGACUAAUAUUUGCUUUUUGCAAUAGUACAUUGAUAGCUCUAAAUGAAAUCUGAGAUGAACAGGACUUGGAGCUCAUCACCAAAAGUAGCUCCUCAAAAUAUUUCACAAGAUGGAUCGUUAAAAUUCAUAGAAGAAACAUG
This is a messenger RNA of Cyprinodon variegatus (sheepshead minnow), 1582 nucleotides long. RefSeq lists its product as uncharacterized. The record is from RefSeq and is a predicted model, not a curated record. The transcript has 9 exons. Bases 29 to 1069 code for a protein of 346 amino acids. Lineage: Eukaryota; Metazoa; Chordata; Actinopteri; Cyprinodontiformes; Cyprinodontidae.